AUGACGGUCACUUUCUUCGUGGGAGGCGAGGCGCCGGGAGAGCAGGAGGAAGACCCCUUUACACCUGAGUGGGCCGUGGAUAUGCUGGGAUUUUGUAAGCAAGCUUCAGCAGGGGGGACAAACAGGGAGAAUAGAAGUGUUUGCAUGCUGUUUCCCUCGCAGAUAGCAUUAUUCUGAUAUGGGUGCUGAUUUACUUCAUGCACAAGUAUGCAUGUGUGUGUGAGUUGAGACAAGCAGGGGAUCCUGUAUGUGCAUUGUUCUUGGUGUCUUCAGCUUCCUUUGUGGUCUUCACCUGCAGCACAUCCUUCGCCAAAUCGCCGAGGAAAACAAGCAGUCAUUGCGCGAGGCCGACUGGUCGCGGUUGGAGGAUCCAUGCCAUUGGGUUACAAAGAUCGCGCUUCACUUCAGGAAGAGUGCGAAGAAGUCCUUCAAAAUGCGGACGGUCGAGCAGCCGCGAGAAAGCGAUGAGACCGAGCCAUUUUAUGAGUUCGAUCCUGGACAUCGAGAUGCCGUCCUUGCAAAGCGCUCUGGCUACAUCAGAUCAGCGGACCUACAAUCGCUGGCUCACCAGCUGCGUCAUGAGCGGCCGCCUCUUCAGCUAUGCUUUAGCGGUCGUGUCAUGGUGGGCACAUUCAUCACAGAGGGAACAGUACUGGUAAGUGAAUGACUAUGUGCUUUGCUCAUCGCUCUACUGCCCUUACUUGAUAUGAUGCACGUAGGCGUGA
This is a messenger RNA of Vitrella brassicaformis, 725 nucleotides long. Lineage: Eukaryota; Vitrellaceae. The record is from the annotation of a GenBank genome assembly.